AUGUCCAUCGUUUACUUCAACGAGAUCCUCAAAGUCAUCGAAAAAUCAGCGCCUCUCAAAAGAACCAUUGCCGGUGUAGCCACGCAAGCAGGAUGUGCAGCCGCUGGAACUGCUGCAGGAGGACUUACUAUGGGACCACUUGGAGCCUUGAUCGGAGGUAUUAUGGGAGCAGUCUAUGGCUAUAAUUGCAGUAGCGACUAUGAUAGUCUCCUAUUUGCUCUCCGCGCAAUGUCUGAAAGAGAGAAACAACAAGUUACCGAACAGGUCCAACGUCUAGUUGGAUCGGCUUCUGUAGAGGAGCUAUUGCGUUACAUAACAACUGAAGCUCACAGAGAGAUCCUACUCGGUGUUUUGUCAAAUUUUGUGGCCCGCCAAAGAGCGAGUUCAUUGGAUUAA
Cooperia oncophora is the source of this 396-nucleotide messenger RNA. NCBI's taxonomy places the organism in Eukaryota, Metazoa, Nematoda, Chromadorea, Rhabditida, Trichostrongylidae. The record is from the annotation of a GenBank genome assembly.